GCCUCCAUCCCACAGAUUUCAUCCUCACAUGACGGAGCAAAAGAAAAAUACUGCAAAACAAAAAAAAAUGGCUGUAAGGGAUCUGCAGUCUAUGGAGAUGGUUGUUGGGCCUCUGAAUGAUGGAAUUAUUUCUCUCUGUUAUGUCUGCAAGCAUCUUUUGGAUGCACAAGUAGAUCCAAAUACUGGCAUAUGCUUCAAUUAUAGACAAAUCAGAAGACAUAUUGAGUACGCUGAGCAGCACAUUGCAAGAUCAGAGAAAACUAUUAAAGUAAAACUGCAAAAUCUGGAUGAACGUAUGGAGCAACUUAUUAAAGAACAGGGAAAUGCUGAGCAGCAGAGGCGGCAGAAACGCCAGACCAAGAAUGAAUUGCAUAUCGAGAAGGAUUCUGCUGAGGAAUCAUUAGAGAACUCUAGAGCAGCUUUGGAGCAGGCCAAAAAAAACGUGGCUUCAGCUAAAAAAGAAAAAGAAAGAGAGAUGCUCAGGGCGGUUAAAGGUGGAGUCGUAAUGAAUGCAGCAGCAUGUGUUAGCAUAAUACCAAUUGUUGGAUGGCUUGUGGGUCCAGAUAUAAUGAUUGAUGGAUUUCAUACAAUGGCACAUGCUUUAAAUGCUAUGAUGGAUGCUAAAGACGAUCUUGAAGAAAAUGAGUCCAGAGUGGGGAAGUACAAGAGAAAAGUGUCUGAUUAUCAGUCCAAGAUCUCUAAUAUAGAGAGUGAGAUUGAAGAAACUGAUGAGUUGCUGGAUAAAAUUCAGAGUGAGAUUGAAGAGGUGAAGCAGCAUCUGGAUUACACCGCUGAUAUUCAGGAGAUGGUGAGAAAAGCUGUGAAUCUUCUUAGCAUUGUCAGUGGAAGAGUCACUGCUCUGCAGAGGCAAACCCGACGCUUCAUCCUCUGGGAGCCUGUGAUAAAGGUGAUGGAAGAAGUGAUGAAGGCGGUCGCAAAUGUUGCAGAGAAUCGUCUCCUUUAUAAUCAUGGUGUGGGAGGCCUCAUGCGUAUUUUGUUGGAGACUAUUGGAGGAAUGCUGGCUUUGUGCUCCUCACCCACACAUUUUGAAGAGUAGUUCUUUUACUGAUCAAACUUAACUGUCACACUUUAUUUUGAUGGUCUGUUGGUUGAAUUUAAGUUACAUUGCAACUAAUUCUCAUAGAUUAUAAGUAGACUGUUAGGUUGGGUCAGGGUAAGUGUAAGUUGACAUGUACUUGCAAAGUUUCUUAUAGUCAUUUAAAUGUCUGUUGAAGAAACAAGAUAUUACGCAGACAGUCCACUAAUACUCAAAUAGAUCAUCAAAAUACCAUCAACUAAAUAUUACUGAUAUAAGAAUACAACCCAUGCCCAUUUAUUACACCAUUAAACACACAAACUUGUCUUCAAGCAGUAUUAACUAAACUUCUCUUGAAUAAAACUUUUGCUUUUU
This is a messenger RNA of Danio rerio (zebrafish), 1411 nucleotides long. Lineage: Eukaryota; Metazoa; Chordata; Actinopteri; Cypriniformes; Danionidae. The record is from RefSeq and is a predicted model, not a curated record.